Eleginops maclovinus (Patagonian blennie) is the source of this 2153-nucleotide messenger RNA. RefSeq names its product alanine aminotransferase 2-like. The transcript has 12 exons. The record is from RefSeq and is a predicted model, not a curated record. Gene Ontology annotation, biological process: biosynthetic process. The coding region runs from base 132 to 1607 and encodes 491 amino acids. NCBI's taxonomy places the organism in Eukaryota, Metazoa, Chordata, Actinopteri, Perciformes, Eleginopidae. Gene Ontology annotation, molecular function: L-alanine:2-oxoglutarate transaminase activity; pyridoxal phosphate binding.
AGAAUAUGAACACCAGAGGCUCAACUGUCAUUCGGAGCUCGAGGAGUCUGAGUGGAAGUAAACAACACGAGGCAACGGACUCCUUCUCCUCGCGGAACAACUGGCAGAGCUGAUAUCCAGACUGAACCAACAUGUCCACUCAGGCGGUGAACGGGUCCGUGUCCAGGGGCAAGGUGCUGACCCUGGACACCAUGAACCCCAACGUGAAGAAGGUGGAGUACGCGGUGCGAGGGGCCAUCGUGCAGCGCGCCCUGCAGAUAGAGAAGGAGCUGAAAGAGGGAGUCAAGAAACCUUUCACAGAAGUCAUCAAGGCAAACAUAGGUGACGCCCAUGCCAUGGGUCAAAAACCAAUCACAUUUCUCAGACAGGUCUUGGCUCUGUGUUCUUACCCUGCACUCCUGGAAGACAACAAGUUCCCGGAGGAUGCCAAGCAAAGAGCCCGGCGUAUCCUCGCUGCCUGCGGGGGCCACAGUAUAGGGGCCUACAGUGCGAGCCAGGGUAUCGAGUGCAUCCGUCAGGACGUGUCGCGCUACAUCGAGAAGAGAGACGGCGGGAUCCCCUCCAACCCCGACAACAUCUACCUCUCCACCGGGGCCAGUGACGCAAUCGUGACCAUGCUGAAGUUGCUGGUGUGUGGCGAGGGGCAUGACCGUACAGGAGUGAUGAUCUCCAUUCCUCAGUACCCGCUGUACUCGGCCGCUCUGGCAGACCUGGCUGCCGUGCAGAUCAGCUACUACCUGGACGAGGACAAGUGUUGGAGUCUGGAUGUGACGGAGCUGAAGAGAGCCGUCACAGCCGCCCGGCAGCACUGCAACCCCCGCGUCCUCUGCAUCAUCAACCCCGGAAACCCCACUGGUCAGGUCCAGAGCAGACAGUGCAUUGAAGAUGUGAUCCGAUUUGCAAAAGAGGAGCAUCUCUUCGUCAUGGCUGACGAGGUGUACCAGGACAAUGUGUACGCAGAAGGCUGCAAGUUUCACUCCUUUAAGAAAGUACUGUUUGAGAUGGGACCAGAGUACUCCAGCACCGUGGAGAUGGCUUCCUUCCACUCCACCUCCAAAUGCUACAUGGGAGAGUGUGGAUUUCGCGGCGGCUAUAUGGAGGUGAUUAACAUGGACCCUGAAGUGAAGGCCCAGCUCACGAAGCUAGUGUCGGUGCGUCUGUGCCCCCCCGUCACCGGUCAGGCUCUCCUGGACCUGGUGGUGAACCCCCCCCAGCCCGAUGAGCCCUCCUACAGCAUGUUUAUGAAGGAGCGGACAGAGGUGCUUGCAGCUUUAGCAGAAAAGGCGAGGCUAACGGAGAAGACCUUCAACACAGUACCAGGUAUCAUCUGUAACCCUGUGCAGGGGGCCAUGUACACCUUCCCCCGCAUCACUUUACCACAGAAGUGUAUCGACACAGCUAAGGAGGAAGGCCUUGCCCCAGACAUGUUCUACUGCAUGAGGCUGCUGGAGGAGGAGGGCAUCUGCCUCGUGCCAGGGAGUGGAUUUGGCCAGAGAGAGGGAACUUUUCACUUCAGGAUGACUAUCUUGCCUCCCACUGAAAAGCUGAAGGACGUGCUGCAGAAAAUCAGGGACUUCCACGUGCGUUUCACAAAGCAGUUUUCAUAACGAUCGCCUCAGAAACCAACCCAAUCAGUGCCAGUUUCUUUAAAGUGCCUUUGUGUCGAGGGAGCCGUCCUGAUGUCACCUCGAGGCUGUAUUUACACUACAUGUGAUUUUUUUACAGAUAUUCUCAGUUUUGCAUCAGUUUGGAACUUCUUUGCUGCAUCCAUGUUCAUAAAGCUAGUACAACUUAGGUGUCCUGCUCAUGUACAGCACGUGAAGAUGUGAUUAUUUUCACUAAAUGAUGCACUUUAAAAAAAAUCUAGCUGACCGGUUUGUGAUUCUAUGUCAUUUAAAGAGUAUAAGAGAGUUCAGAGGUCGUGGUGUCACACAUUAAUUUCUCUGCUGCCAAGAACCAUUGGAAAACGAGUUGGACAUGCUAUUCAAUGACAUGUGUGUUAAUUAUUUCCUCACCUGACUAACUUUUGAGCAUGAACCAUGUUACUGAGUCCUGAAGGAGCAAUCCAUGAUUUAAAGCCUGUCUCAGAUUGUAGACAUGUGUUUUACUAAUAUUUAAAUUGUUCUUGCAUGUUAUUAAACCCUUUCAAUCUG